AUGGCCAUGCCCAAAGAGACGCACAUGUCGAUCCAGAUCGGCUUCAGUGCCCAGACCAAGUGCUCCCAGACUCAGGAUUUGAUCGAUGCAAAAUUGGAACGUCGACGGAAAGGUGUCUAUGGUCCUCCCAUGGGUGGGAGCCUUGCCCUGACUGUCCAGCUAUGUCCAGCUUUCGGCGGCACGAGGAAUGACAGCGUCAUAUUCACCUUCCCUACAUCCUACUCAACAACCAAAAAAGUAAGCAAAAAUACACUAUCAAUAUCUAUACUUACGAGAAUGAGCGGUAGUCUUGACUUCAUCACAUCCCUACAAUUACUGUAG
Cladocopium goreaui is the source of this 321-nucleotide messenger RNA. Lineage: Eukaryota; Dinophyceae; Suessiales; Symbiodiniaceae. The record is from the annotation of a GenBank genome assembly.